GAAUCCAUUUAUCCCCUCAGGAAUUUCAUAGAGAAGUAGAACAGUAUUUGUCUCAGGCCAGCCAAGGACAAAGUGAUACCAUCUUGCUUGACUGUAGGAACUUCUAUGAAAGUAAAAUUGGACAUUUCCAGGGCUGUCUGGCUCCAGAUAUCAGGAAGUUCAGCUACUUUCCCAGCUAUGUGGAUGAAAACCUGGAGCUUUUUAAGGAUAAGCGUGUCCUGAUGUACUGCACGGGAGGGAUCCGUUGUGAAAGGGGCUCUGCUUACCUACGGAGCAAGGCAGUGUGCAGAGAGGUUUACCAGCUAAAAGGUGGAAUUCACAAGUACCUGGAAGAGUUUCCAGAUGGAUUCUACAGGGGGAAGCUGUUUGUAUUUGAUGAUCGUUACGCCAUUUGCUCCAAUGAAGAUAUCAUCUCAGCAUGCAAAUACUGUGGGACACUGUGGGACCAGUAUAAACUUUGUUCCAGCCAGCACUGCCGACAGCUUGUUCUGACAUGUCCAAGUUGUUGCAGAAAAGGUCUUACAGCUUGCUGUCCUGUUUGUCAAGAGAAAGAGCUCCAGGUGAAUUCAAGGGCUUCAGGACAGACACUUAAGGAGGAAUGUGAAUGUACAAGGAGAAGGCCAAGGGUACCUAUUGAACAUGUCUCACAAAGGACGCUGGGUGUGGGAGAAGAUUGAGCUGUUCCAUUGGCUCACCUGACACGUGCUAAUGCAAAAGGCUUCUACAACCAGAUCCGUCUGUUAGGUUUGGAAAUUAUGAAAUGUGUUGGCUUGGGAAGUCUUGUUCAUA
This is a messenger RNA of Merops nubicus (carmine bee-eater), 789 nucleotides long. RefSeq names its product thiosulfate sulfurtransferase (rhodanese)-like domain containing 2 (gene TSTD2). The record is from RefSeq and is a predicted model, not a curated record. Lineage: Eukaryota; Metazoa; Chordata; Aves; Coraciiformes; Meropidae. The transcript is spliced from 4 exons. The annotation marks the transcript as partial.